AGCACUAGAGAGAGAGAGAGAUUGGGCGGAGGCCAGAGGUACUCACCUGCAGCGCCGUUGCUCCAGCUUCGUCUUCGAGGUACCUGCAGCACAGCGCCAACAUCACAGCAGUCAUGGACCAGAGGCCCGAAGAAGCAGACGAGGCCUAUUAGGCCCACAUGCUGGCCUGGAGUAUCGAAACAAAGAAACGGGCAGAUGACACUGCAGCAGCAGCGAAGAAGAAGGCAGAGGAUGCCGAGCAGGCACGUCUGCUGGCGAUUGAACAACCGCGCCAGCAUGACGAGGCAGCAGCAAGGGCUGCCGAUGAAGAAAGACACCAACGUCGUGAGAAGAUGUUUACCGGAGAGCAGGCUUUACACACAAUGGCAGCGGAAUGGCGGACCAAGGCCGAGAAUGGCAAGUUGGAGGAUAGCGCAAACAAGAUAGCACUCCUCCUCUCGCAUCUCACAGACCUCCUGGCAACCUGCAUUACACAGCAGGAGGAGAUCCACGGUCUCGACAACUCGCUAGCUCACGUCCAAGACCACCUUCAGCGGUUGGAGCAGCGACCAGUCGCCGCCGCCGAUGAAAGCUCUUCCAAUACCUCCGACCGCCUCAACGCAUUGGAGAUGGACGUCGGCUCACUCAAGGAUGGCGUGCAAUUACAGCAGACCGCGAUGCAACAGUUGCAACAGCAGAUCUGCACUACCGCCAACACCUCGAGUUCGGAACCGCGCGGGACAGCUUCAAAGUUCGACGGGCAGGAGAUCUUCUGCGACUCGAUGAAGACAGAUCCGAUUCCAUGGUUCCGCAAGUUCGAGCUCACGCUGCAGCUGCACAACUAUGGAGUGAUAACUGCCGACUUGCACACCAAGAUCAGUUGGGAUGAUCUGAAGGCGGCGUGGCACAAGCGGUUCCAGGUGGAGCCGCCGGAGAUCAAAGCCAUGGACAAGCUCAUGGUCUUCGAGCAAGGCAAGCUGCCGAGUACCGAUUGGAUCACCGAGUACCAAAGCUUGACGUCAGUCCCAAACAUCCAGAUGGGCUUCAAAGUCAUCCGCCAUUACUUCAUCUCAAGGUCAUGUCCGACAUUAAGCAAUGCCCUGACUCAUGUCGAGGACACCUUGACGACGACGGCAGAUAUGUUUGACAAGGUCGCGCAGAUCAUCAUCACGAACAAGGAGGCCAAAAACCUACGUUCAUCUGCGUCAGGCACGAGCAGGGACCAGCAUCGGCCAAGAGUGGCCGUGGUCGCAGCGGCAACGCCGUUUGACCAAAUCAGCGAGGCUGUUGGGCAAGCGUCCUGCAGUGCUUUGCUGGAUAGCGGCGCGUCUCGCAAUUUCAUGAGUCAAUCCUUUAUGCAAAUGGCUGGCCUUGGCGUACAAGUUCGGAGGAAGGCAAACCCGACGACGAUCAAGUUGGCGGAUGGAAAGACGCAACAACUUCUCGAUCGUUACAUCGAGGCCGUACCGGUCUACUUCGCACCUCAUGCAUGCGAGCCGGUAACAUUCGAUAUUCUCGAUACGGACUUCAACAUCAUUCUGGGAAUACCUUGGCUUGCAAGUGCGGAUCACACGAUCAACUUCCACCGGCGGACUCUUAGCGUUCGCGACGCCUUCGGCGCGGAAGUGGCGCGUACUAUUCCUCUACCACACCCUUCGAUCUGGUGCCAAGUGGUGAUGGCCAAAUCAUUCCGGGCGACUUGCGCUUACGAGCAGCCCGAGGAGAUCGGCCUAUGUUUCCUACGGACCGUCGCGGUAACCGACUCUUCACCCACGAACUUGUCUUCGGCCCCCCGUGUGGUGCGGUUGCUGGACGAGUUCGCCGACAUCUUCGAGUCACCUACUGGUGUGGUGCCGGAUCGGUCGAUCUUUCACGAGAUCAUUCUUGAGGCCGGUGCCGUGCCGCCGAAAGGUUGCAUCUAUCGGAUGAGCGAGGAGAAGUUUGAGGUCCUCCGCGCACAACUCGAGGAUUUGUUGGCCAAGGGCUGGAUCCGCCCGAGUAGCUCCCCAUAUGGAGCACCAGUUCUCUUCGUCAGGAAGAAGAACAAGGAACUACGACUGUGUAUCGACUACCGCAAGCUCAACGCGCAAAUCGUCAAGAAUGCGGGGCUUCUUUCUCGCAUCGACGAUCUUCUUGAACGAUUGGGCGGCGCAAAAUAUUUUUCUAAGUUGGAUUUGAAAUCGGGAUAUCAUCAAAUCUCGAUCCAGCCGAACGAUUGCUACAAGACCGCGUUCAAGACGCGGUACGGGCAUUUUGAGUGGGUGGUCAUGCCUUUUGGCCUCACCAACGUCUCGGCGACCUUUCAAGCGGCAAUGACCAAUGAAUUCCGUGCAAUGUUGGACCGGUUCGUGCUGGUCUACUUAGACGAUAUUCUCGUUUAUAGGCGGUCAUUGGAGGAUCAUCUUGGGCAUCUUCGACGAGUGUUGGAGACGCUCCGCCGCGCCAAGUACAAGGCCAACCGCGACAAGUGCUAUGACAUUGGUGCAGUCCUCGAGCAACAUGAUAGUGUGGACUGGCACCCGGUCAAGUACUUCAGCAAGGAAGUGCCCAUCAUGCAUUCCAUUGACGAUGCACGCAAGAAGGAGCUCCUCGCCUUCGUCCACGCGCUCAAGCGGUGGCGGCACUUCCUCCUUGGUCGAAGCCAAUUKCGCUGGGUAACGGACAACAAUCCGUUGGUCUUCUACAAGACCCAAGACACCGUCAACARCACCAUYGCUCGAUGGAUGRCUUUCAUCGACYRGUUCGACUUYUUYCCCGAUCACAUUCYCGGGAAGUCGAAUCGUUUUGCGGAUGCUCUUUCACGGCGUCCGGAUCAUUGUACCGCGGUCUACUCAACCUUCGAGAUCGACGAUGACCUGCGGAACAACUUCAUCCGCGGCUGCCAAGCCGAUCCCAAGUUUCGCGACAAGUACGCGAAUAGCUCCUCUCCUAAUCCGGCUCCUUCUCACUACCGGAUCCAAGAGGGGUACUUGCUUGUCCACACGCGGGGGAAGGACCUUCUUUGCGUACCGAGCGAUCCUCACUUGCGUACACGGCUUCUUGGCGAGUUCCACGAUGCUCCCGCCACCGGACACUUUGGAGUCAAUCGCACGAUUGGCCAAAUUCGCUAGCGAUUUUUGUGGCCCGGCCUUCUAUGGUUGUUGUAGAGGCUGGAUUACAGACAUAUGAGAGUCACCUUCGGCACUCCUCUGAGUCUAAAGGCAACUCAUGUAUUCCAGUUGACGAUUGAAAGGCCCGGGCUUCCUUUCCCUAGCCCUGGACUCGUACCCGAAAGACUUGUGUCUUGUCCAUCCAGAUAAAGGGGUCUCGAUGGC
This is a messenger RNA of Chara braunii, 3293 nucleotides long. The record is from the annotation of a GenBank genome assembly. NCBI's taxonomy places the organism in Eukaryota, Viridiplantae, Streptophyta, Charophyceae, Charales, Characeae.